Molecule: messenger RNA, 1203 nt
Organism: Suhomyces tanzawaensis NRRL Y-17324
Lineage: Eukaryota; Fungi; Ascomycota; Pichiomycetes; Serinales; Debaryomycetaceae
Exons: 1
Coding region: 1-1203 (400 amino acids)
Cellular component (GO): mitochondrion
Molecular function (GO): (S)-2-hydroxy-acid oxidase activity; (S)-2-hydroxyglutarate dehydrogenase activity
Source: RefSeq, a predicted model, not a curated record
AUGCUUAGACCAAUUCCUUUCCUGGCUCUACGGGCCUUCAGCUCCUCCUGCCGUUCCCUUGCCGAGUUCUCACAUGUUGUGAUAGGCGGUGGUGUCGUUGGAACGGCAAUUGGCUCGGAACUCCAGGCAGUAGCUGGAAAUAACGUGUUGCUCGUGGAACAACACAGCCACUUGGCCACGGAAACCACGUCUAGAAACUCAGAGGUGAUACAUGCGGGCUUGUAUUACCCCAAGGACUCAUUGAAGGGCAAAUUGUGCAUUCGAGGCAAGAACAAGAUCUACCAGGCUGCGGAAACUGGCAAGUUUCAAGUGGACUUUUUGAAAUGUGGAAAGUGGGUGGUUGCUCAGGACGAAUCGGAAGCUGCGUACUUGGAGAAGUUGGCCAAGAACUCAGCCGAGAAUGGGGUUCCUGUGUCGUUUGUGUCGCCCUCCCAGGCCAGGGCCAGACUUCCAUUGAUUCGAGCUGAGUAUGGUGCGUUGGAAAGUCCCACCACUGGAAUCAUUUCAGCUCAUGACUACACCGUUUUCUUCCAGGGCCAGUUCGAGAAUAAUGGAGGAACCAUUGGGGUCAAUUCCACUUUGGUAGGGGUCCAGUUCGACCGGGGAACGUCGUCAUAUACUCUCGGACUCCAGGACGAGUCAGGAGAACAAUUUGAAAUCACUGCAGAUAACCUCGUCAACGCAGCAGGUCUUCAUGCCCCCAGAGUGUCAAACAUGUUGCUUCCUCCAGAGAGGCACCUCCGCAGCUAUUUUGCAAAAGGCACCUAUUUUUCCUACGAAGGAAAGUCCAAAAUCACCGACAAGUUGAUUUACCCAUGCCCCAAUCCCAACGCCUCAUCGUUGGGGACCCACCUCACGUUCGAUUUGGGGGGACAAUUGAAGUUUGGGCCUGAUUUGGAAUGGUUGGAUAUCGAAAACGCCAGCGAAAUAGACUACACUCCGAGUGCAGGCAAUCUCGAGGCUGCUUAUGAGGCAGUGGAAAGGUAUUUUCCACGAGUUAGAGAGGGCAGGUUGGUGGCAUCUUACUCUGGAGUCAGGCCAAAAAUCUUCUCUGCGGCCGAUAACAAGAAGAAGUUUGCUGAUUUCAUUAUCCGGGAAGAGGAAGGAUUUCCAGGCUUUGUCAACUUGAUAGGCAUUGAGAGCCCAGGAUUGACUGCUUCGUGGGCUAUCGGAGAGUAUGUGAGGGAUAUUUACCACUUGUAA